Messenger RNA from Balaenoptera ricei (Rice's whale), 2655 nucleotides. RefSeq names its product family with sequence similarity 169 member A (gene FAM169A). The transcript has 13 exons. Bases 341 to 2353 code for a protein of 670 amino acids. NCBI's taxonomy places the organism in Eukaryota, Metazoa, Chordata, Mammalia, Artiodactyla, Balaenopteridae. The record is from RefSeq and is a predicted model, not a curated record.
CGGGGCGCGCGUCCAGCUGCGGGCGACUAGCCUGCUCCCCCGAGGGGCGUGUGGCGCGCCCCAGGUGCGCCGGCCUCCGCGCCAGCGCCACCAUUUUGUGUGAGGGAAUGCCUCCUCCUUCCUCCGCCCGCCGCCGCCCGCUCCCCGGCUGCUGCUUGCUGUGCCCCCUCUACUCCCCUCCCCUCCCACCUCUCCCACCUGGAGCCUGUCCGCCCGGAUCGGUCGCCUCGGCGUGGGGGAAGCGGACCUGGUGGCUGGUGGGGCGGAAGCGUUUGGACUCGGGUUCAGCCACGGAUGCUCUGACCGCCUCUCUUACCUUUAACCGCUUUUGAAAUAGAGGAUGGCAUUCCCUGUGGAUAUGCUGGAUAAUUGCAGUCAUGAGGAAAUGGAAAAUUCUGCUGAAGAUUACAUGUCAGAUCUCAGGUGUGGGGACCCUGAAAAUCCUGAAUAUUUUUCUCUUCUCAAUAUUACGAUUCCUAUUAGCCUGUCAAAUGUAGGCUUUGUACCUCUCUAUGGUGGAGAUCAGACCCAGAAAGUUCUUGCUCUUUUUGCACCCGAGGACUCACUCACAGCUGUGGCACUUUACCUUGCUGAUCAGUGGUGGGCUAUUGAUGAUAUUGUGAAAACAUCUGUCCCUUCUAGAGAGGGACUUAAGCAGGUGAGAACUCUUGGGGAGAGAGUGGUUCUGUAUGUUCUGAAUCGAAUUAUUUAUAGAAAGCAGGAAAUGGAGAGAAAUGAGAUCCCAUUCCUGUGUCAUAGCAGUACUGAUUAUGCUAAGAUUCUGUGGAAGAAAGGAGAGGCCAUUGGGUUUUAUUCAGUUAAGCCUACAGGAAGCAUAUGUGCCUCGUUUCUUACCCAAAGCUACCAACUGCCAGUUCUUGAUACAAUGUUCGUAAGAAAGAAAUAUAGAGGCAAAGACUUUGGGCUUCAUAUGCUGGAGGACUUUGUUGAUUCCUUUACAGAAGAUGCACUUGGCUUGCGGUAUCCACUGACCUCUCUCAUGUACAUAGCUUGCAACCAGUACUUUGAAAAAUAUCCAGGAGACCAUGAACUGCUUUGGGAAGUUGAAGGUGUUGGACACUGGUACCAGAGGAUACCAAUCACCAGAGCAUUACAAAGAGAAACAUUUAAAAUUACGGCAGUUUCUCAAAAUGAAGCUAAAAGACCUGUGUCUGGAGAAUAUGGUCUUGCAUCUGUUCCAGACUAUGAAGCAGGAGCUGAAGACAGUCUGUCUAGUGAGAUGCAGCUAACUAUUGAUUCUCUAAAAGAUGCCUUUGCAAGUACUUCUGAAGGUCACGAUAAAACAUCUGUUUCCACUCGUACUCGAAGUAGUCAUUUAAAGCGGCCAAAGAUUGGAAAACGGUUUCAGGAUUCUGAAUUUAGUAGUUCUCAAGGGGAAGAUGAAAAGACUCCCCAGACUUCACCUACAGCUUCAGUGAACAAAUUGGAGUCUACUGCACGAACAUCAGAGAGCUCAGAAGAAUUCUUGGAAGAAGAACCUGAACAGAGUGUGAUUGAAUUUGAGGAUGAAAGUAGUGAUAAAAAUGUUCGACCAGCACCGGAAACCCAGCCAGGCCUGGAAAAGCAAGAAGGUGAAAAGGAAUCUGAAUCAGAGCCUAUGAAUGGUGAGAUAAUGGAUGAUACUCUUAAGACUUCACUUAUAACAGAAGAGGAGGACUCCACUGGUGAAGUUUUAGGUGAAGAAUUAAAAUUGCAGUCUUUUAAUUCCAGUGAAGACUCUACGAAUCUUGUUCCACUGGUGGUAGAAUCUUCAAAAUCUCCUGAGGCUGUUGCACAGGAUAAGACUUCACAUGUAACUGACUCAGAAAUGUUGCUAGAUGAAGGCCCAUCUGAUGACAAGGGGCACACUGAAGAGAGGCUGCCUCUAGUUUCAAGAAAGAAAGCACAUUUUGGGAGUUCAGACAAUGUGGCUACUAUCCCAAAUGAAGAACGGUCCGACAGUGGUUUUCCAAACUCCGUGAUAACUGAAUUUGCUGAAGAAUCAAUUCCUGAAAAUGUAUCACCCAACACUACUGCCUCAUUGGAAGACCAGGGUGAGGAGGGGGUAGCCGAGCCCCAGGAGACAUCUCCAGCUCUUCCUCAGAGCUCUUUAAUAGAGGUUGAACUUGAAGAUGUGCCAUUUUCACAGAAUGCAGGACAGAAGAACCAGUCAGAGGAGCAGUCUGAAGCAUCUUCUGAGCAACUGGAUCAGUUGACACAAUCAACAGAGAAGACUGUGGAUAGCAGCUCAGAGGAGAUAGAAGUGGAAGUGCCUGUGGUCGACAGGCGGAAUUUAAGAAGAAAGGCCAAAGGACACAAAGGACCUGCGAAGAAGAAAGCCAAGCUGACCUGAAUGAGGAAGAAAUGCGGAUGAUAGAUCCUCUUCUUUGUAACGUAAUUGUUGUUUUUAAAAUAUGGCAGUUAAUAAAUAGCAUGGGGCACAGGACAAAAACUCCAAAUUUUCAAUUUGAACUUAUUUAUGAUGCCGCUUUUCCCUCUCCUGUAGGACCUAGGAUUCACCGUUCUUUUUAAUUUUUCAGGCUAUUUUGUGUAAAUACAAUUUUUUUAAUUUUUAUUAACCAUGUUUCGAUUUUGGGAAACCAGAUCAUACUGUAUUUUCUUUAGCAGUUGGGGAUAUCUGACCAUUAAUAUUUC